GAGGAAAGCUCUUCUGUUGUUCAAACAAGGCAUCUAUGUUGACUAUGGCAUGCUAUCCACAUGGGGGGAUGGAGAUGAUGAAGAUUGUUGCAGCUAGAAAGGAGUUCGUUGCAGCAACCAAACAGGUCAUGUUCAAAUUCCUAACCUUCAUAGUUCCAAUCCACCCUUUUUGAGAGGUAAAAUUAAUAUUGCUUUGUUGAGUGAGUUGCAUGAACUGAAACAUUUGGAUCUCAGUAACAAUCAUUUAUAUCAAAGUGACAUCCCUCAGUCCAUAGAGUCAUUCACCAACUUAGGGUAUCUCAACCUCUCUUAUUCUCUUUUAGUUGGGAGCAUUCCCAGUCAACUAGAAAAGCUUUCAAACUUACAAUAUGUUGAUCUGAGUAACAAUUACUUGGAUGGAGCUAUCCCUUGGCAAAUCGGAAAUUUUUCCAAGUUGCAGUCUCUUCAUCUUAGACGAAAUAAUCUUGUUGGAGUGAUUCCUUAUCAACUUGGUAAUCUUUCCAAGCUCCAUACUUUGUGACUCGGUGGUGAUGGUUCUAACCUCAUAGUAGCUGACAGAAAAAAUGGUGAUGCAGAGUGGAUAUCAAAGCUCUCUUUAUUAACAAAUCUUGAGUUGAGUUAUGUGAGUAAUGUUGGCAAUUUUCAUAUGUGGCUGCACAUGAUUGGCAAACUUGUGCCGAAACUAACAGAAUUGAGACUGAGAGGAUGUGGCAUUUCUCAUGCCCACAACCUUCUUCGGUCUUCUUCUCCUUCUAACUAUUCUUCUUCUCUUGUCACCCUUGAUCUCUCUUCUAAUAACUUGAGCUCAUCAUUGUUUCAAUGGCGCUUCAACUUCAGCUCUAGCCUUCAACACCUUUAUUUACAAAAUUACAGUCUUCUAUCUCAUAAUCUCUACUUCCUAUCUUCUUAUUUCCAUUUUCCUUCCCUCAUUUUUCUUGAUCUCUCUUAUAAUAACUUGACGUCAGUAAUGACGUUGAACUUUGGCUCAAAUCUUCAAUCACUUUAUUUACGCAAUUGUAGCCUCACAUCAAAUAAUCUUAUCUUCACAUCCUUCAAUCCUAACCUUUCCUCUCUUCUCUUUCUCGAUCUCUCUGACAAUCAGUUGACAUCAUCAACCAUAUUCUAUUGGAUUUCCAACUUCACCUUCAAUCUUCAUGAACUGGAUCUCAGUUGUAACUUGCUUAAUGGUUUCAUUCUAGAUGGUAUUGGAAACAUAAUGAAGUCUCUUGAAGAUCUUGAUCUCUUCUAUAGUCAUUUACAAGAUGAAGUCCCAACAUCACUAGGGAGUAUAUGCACAUUGAAGAGCCUAACACUUGGCUAUAAUAACAUUAGUGGGGACCUUCAGAGAUUCAUUUCUAAUACAUCAUGGUGUGAUACACAUUCAUUGCAAACGUUAGAUUUAGCAAGAAAUCAAUUGACGGGCAUGUUACCUAAUCUUUCGGGUUUUUCCUUUUUGCAAAAUCUGUAUCUCUAUGACAACCAAUUAGAAGGAACAAUACCUGAAAGCAUUGGAUUGAUGUCUCAAUUGAAAAGUCUGCUUUUGGGUGGGAAUAAUUUGGGAGGUCUAAUCACCGAAUCACAUUUCAAAAAUCUUUCUAAUUUGUUGGUCAUAUCAUUGUCUCACAACCCACUAAGCUUGGAAAUUAGCACAAGUUGGAUUCCCCCUUUUCAGUUACUAUCUAUGCAAAUGGCUUCUUGCAUGAUAGGUCUUAAUUUUCCAAUUUGGCUUCGUAAUCAACAUCAAUUAUUUUCCUUGGAUAUCUCUGAUGGCGGGCUUUCAGGUUCUGUGCCAGAAUGGUUUUUGCCAAGGUCAAAAAACAUAUACUACAUGAACAUCUCAUUCAACAAUUUUUCUAGUGAAAUCUCAAAUUUACCACUUAAAUUCAACUAUCAGCCAAUAAUUAUUGUGAAUUCAAAUAACUUUAAAGGUGCAAUUCCAUCAUUUCUUGGGCAAGCAUCAGAACUUCAUCUUUCUGAAAAUAAAUUCUCAAAUUUGAAUGCACUUGUCUGUGGGCAAAUAGAGGAUGGCGGCAUUGUCAUUUUAGACCUAUCAAACAAUCUAUUAAAUGGGUGCCUACCUAAUUGUUGGAGCCAACAAAAUACAUUGGAGUUUGUUGAUUUCAACAAUAAUUUAUCGGGAGAGAUCCCAUCUUCUUUAGGACUCCUUAUGAAUAUGGAGGCUUUGAUUUUAAGAAACAAUUGUUUGACUGGAGAACUUCCUUUCUCUUUGGUGUAUUGCUCCAAGUUAUUAUUGUUGGAUGUGUCAGAGAACAAGUUGUUUGGUUCAAUACCUUCAUGGAUUGGGUAGAGCCUUUCACAGUUAGAAGUUCUAAGCUUAUAGAUAAACCAUUUGAAUGGUAGUUUACCUAUACAACUUGUCACUUAACACAGAUUCAGCUCUUGGAUCUCUCUCAUAAUAUGUUAUCAAAUGAAAUUCCAUCUUGUCUUCAAAAUCUUGUUGUUAUGGCACAAAAGGAUGUCAACCUAACUGAUAGUGGCCAUAAAUAUACAAUCAAUAGGACAAUCAUUCCCAAUUUCAAGCAAUAUUCUUUUGAAUUCUAUAUAAGAUUAGCGUGGAAAGGUCAGGAUCAGGUGUUUAAAAGGCCAGAAUUUUUUCUUAAAAGCAUUGAUCUCUCUAGUAAUGCUUUAAUAGGAGAAAUACCAAAUCAACUUGUCUCUUUGUUGGGAUUGAUUUCCUUAAAUCUAUCAAGAAACCAGCUAAGUGGAGAGAUACCCAUAAAUAUUGGGAAUCUAGAAUCAUUAGAAUUUCUUGAUCUGUCAAACAAUAAAUUAUUAGGCCCAAUUCCUCCAAGCCUUGCUAAUAUUGAUCGCCUCAGUGUAUUAGAUUUGUCAAACAAUCAUCUCUAUGGAAAAACCCAAUGGGAACACAGUUGCAAAGCUUUAAUGCCUCCUCUUUUGAAGAAAACCUUGAUCUUCGUGGAUUGCCACUCAACAAGAUGUGCGCAGAAGAUAAUAUGCCUUCACCUCAAGAAGCCAAUCAUGAUAAAGAAGAAGAGGCCUCAUUGUUCUCUCAAGAAUUUUACUUGAGCAUGGGAUUGGGUUUUGUUGUUGGAUUCUGGGCCUUUGUAGGACCGUUGCUUUUCAACCGAACUUGGAGACAAGCCUACUAUAGGUUUAUGAACACAGUAACAGAUAAAAUCCAUGUCAUGGUUGAAGUUUAUGUGGUUAAAUACCUCACUAUCAGAGACUAGCAACAAGGAUCUGAUUCUCUUGCAGUUUGGCAUUGAAUGUAGUUCUGAUCCAAGUAAUGAUGGUUUGUUGCACAAAUUUAUGUUAUGAUUUGAAAUUUAUUGUACUUAUAAUAAUGUUCUCUACUAGCAUUUUAUCGAACUGGUUAUGUUUUGCUUACUGUCCUUUAAA
Messenger RNA from Neltuma alba, 3381 nucleotides. RefSeq names its product receptor-like protein EIX1. The record is from RefSeq and is a predicted model, not a curated record. Lineage: Eukaryota; Viridiplantae; Streptophyta; Magnoliopsida; Fabales; Fabaceae. The transcript is spliced from 2 exons. Gene Ontology annotation, molecular function: protein binding. Bases 647 to 2308 code for a protein of 553 amino acids.